AUGAUGUUUCACGGUGGACGUAAGCUAUUUCCCGUCGUCUAUUGCGACGGCGUAAGAGAAUUCGACCUGGGAAUUCUCAUGGUGGACCCUACUAUGAAUAUCAAGAGUAUUCUCUCUAUCCUCAGUCACAAGAUUGGGAUCUCGCCACACCAGUUUUCUGUUUUCUUAGCCGACAAUAACACUAACCGGAAAAUUCCUUUCACCGCUAAGCUCAACCUCGCCACCGUGUCUUGUAACGGCGGUGCUGAGUAUAUUUAUGUUAAGUGGUCUAGACGUUGUAAGAAGUCUGCGGUGCAGAAAAAGAAUCUAUCCGAGAAACUCAUGCAUCUCCGUCGAAAAGAUGUUGUUGACGGAAAUUCACGGCGUGCGUAUGCGAUGGCACCUUCGCUUUUUGAAAGAGGUGAAAUGGAGAGAAGGAUGUGGAAUUUAUGCAAGGAAAGAGAUGCGGCGCUCUUGAAGAGUACGGACACGAUUGAGUAUUUGAGAAGGGGAGCGCAGAUUGGAAACGGCGGCGGAAAUGCUGUGUGUAAAGAGUGUUUGAUGGCGGAAAUGGCUGCCAAUUUUCAUCUGUGCGUUCGCGAUGAGGUGGUUGUAGGGUUUAGGACUACGGCAGGACCGAUUUCACGACCGGCAAGGAGGUCCGGUAAGGUUAGUCCUAGCGAGAAUGGUUACUGA
This is a messenger RNA of Lathyrus sativus (Indian pea), 675 nucleotides long. The record is from the annotation of a GenBank genome assembly. Lineage: Eukaryota; Viridiplantae; Streptophyta; Magnoliopsida; Fabales; Fabaceae.